AUGUCAGAACCACGAAAGCUUGACAGCAAGCCACGAGAUCUAUCAAGUCAAGAGAAAUGCAAAGAGUGGGCCAGGAUCGAGCCAGCCCUCAUUCGUUUGUGGGGCAUAGGUGCGAUCGGUCCCAAUACGAAGUUCAGUGAUGUGAUGAGGGCACCAGGUGUAGUUCUUGGAAAGCUUGCACAACAAACCUUCCAAUUCUUUUGGAACAAACUCAGAACACACCUGAUAGAUAAGCAGGAACAAAAGCGACGGGUGUCAUCAUCCGGUUUUCUUCCUUCCACUCGUGCUUCCAAGAGAUCCAAGUCUAUACGUCAUGGCGAGAAGAAUGGUGACCAUAAUAUGUUCCAUCCUGUGACAAAUUUCGUUCCGUACAUAGAUACGAAUGGUGACAAAAUGCUGGCGGUCGUCAUCCUUCUACCUUCUGGCGUCUGCGAGGAUGAUAAAUCACCAUUCCCAUUCAAGGCGGGUUACCGCCUGGAGCUUGAUCAUGAUGUCCUUCGGCUGACCGUAAAGAUGCCCGAAUUGUUCGAGGAUUUCGAAAACCUUUUUUAUGCUGUGAUUGAGAAAGACGAGUGUACAAGGUGGGCUAUCCGUGAUGCACACAGGAGAAGCAUGAUGAAGUAUCGAAAGGAUUGGAACGGUUCCAUAGCAUUGACGGCUGAAAUUCAUCUGCCUUCUAAACCUGUCCGAAAUACUUUCAGAUGCUCACAGGUCAAGCAAAAAGCAACAAGUGCGAACUUCUUGGUUUUCUAUUUCACAAUGGAACAGUUUGAUGAUGGCACCUGCAAGUUUGACAAGCCACACGAAUGUUAG
Cylindrotheca closterium is the source of this 813-nucleotide messenger RNA. Lineage: Eukaryota; Bacillariophyta; Bacillariophyceae; Bacillariales; Bacillariaceae. The record is from the annotation of a GenBank genome assembly.